Molecule: messenger RNA, 990 nt
Organism: Rotaria sp. Silwood2
Lineage: Eukaryota; Metazoa; Rotifera; Eurotatoria; Philodinida; Philodinidae
Source: the annotation of a GenBank genome assembly
AUGACUUCAUGCUUUGGGGGUAGUGAACUUCUUAUUACAAAUGGAAAUGAAUUUAGCCCUGUCGAUAUUAGCAGUGAAUCACCUCGAGCUCCUCUUUCUGAUGUUAGUUCAAUUAAUGAACCAACAAAUAAUAAUGAGAUAUGCAAAUUACCUUAUCGUCCAUCAAUAGAUAACAGUACAAAUGCAACGAGUUGGGAUAUGUGGUUUUGUUACAAGAAUCAAUGUCCAACUGAGAGUCAACAAUCAUCAAAUUGCAAAUUGGGUAAUUAUGGUUUGAUCUCUAUUGAUGCUUGGGAAUCAAACAAAACAAUCGUUAAAUCGAUUAGUCAAGAUGAGAUGAUACGUAACUCUGUUAGAGAACAAUGUCUUCAAUAUUAUUAUUAUUUCACUGUUUAUGAUAAAUUUGAUUGGGGUCAACAAAUUUCAGUAUUAAUUAAAUCUGAAAAUGAAACUGAUGACGAAAAUGAAAUCGAUCGACUAUCAAUUGUUGACAUAUUAGAAAAUCGUUGGCAUCCCAGAAAUAUUACAUUCAAUUCAACAUAUGCUAACUAUACUUUGAUGUUUCAUUUUGAAGUUACAAAUGAUAAUCGAACCAAUGAUCCUACAUUGAAUAAAACAAUCUAUUUCGCCUUAGAUAAUAUCGAACUAUAUAAUCGAAAUUGUCGAAAUUUGAUCGAGCCAGCUACUAUUUCGACGACUACAUCAACAAUUACGUCACAAUCUCCAACGACAACAGCAAUAACAGCGAGUACAACAGAUGAAUCGACAGAUAAUCGUCCAGUAACGUCUAAUAAUUUGGGUUUAAUUCUUGGUCUGUCACUUGGUCUUGGUAUUCCCGCUGUAGCUGCCUCUAUUGGUGGUAUUGUCUACUAUUUAAAAAUAGCUAAACCGAAGUCUAAAGUAAUAGUUCAAAAUUCUAAUGCUGCUACUGAAAUUCCAAUGACACCGACGAUGAGCUCCACCAAUCGCGAUACGACAGCAACAGUUUGA